Neltuma alba is the source of this 4342-nucleotide messenger RNA. RefSeq lists its product as uncharacterized. Gene Ontology annotation, molecular function: ATP binding; protein binding; ATP hydrolysis activity. Lineage: Eukaryota; Viridiplantae; Streptophyta; Magnoliopsida; Fabales; Fabaceae. The transcript is spliced from 28 exons. The record is from RefSeq and is a predicted model, not a curated record. Bases 398 to 3961 code for a protein of 1187 amino acids. Gene Ontology annotation, cellular component: mitochondrial outer membrane.
CAUCGCUUCGAGUCCCACUGUUCGACUACACCACAUAAAUUUCACCGCCAACGACACCGCUCCGGCCUCCGGCCUCCCGCCAGCCCCGAGCUUGACCAUCUUUUAUCGUUCCUGAUACCCCGUUUCACGGCUUCUCAGGUCGCAUCAUCGCAAUCUCACAGGUCACUCUUCCGUUUCUCUCAUCGUCUCACAUCAUAAUUUAUGAUAAAUAAAUAACAUCUGUUUAUAUUUUUAUAUCAUUUGAUACACAAGAAACCAACAAAUACACAAACCUUGAUAACGGGAUUUCCCGCAAUCAUUCGUCUUUGUGUCACAGCCAUUUCCUCCGCUUCUCUUUGAUUCUUGCUGGAUUUAGGGGUGAAGAGGGACCUAGCGCAACUAAAACGAAGCCAGCAUCAUGGUCGAAACCAGACGGGGCUCGUCGACUUCCAAGCGCUCUCUCUCUUCAUCCUCCUCUUCCAACGUCAAACGACCCAAGGUGCCCAAGGCUUCUUCGUCAAGAAGUCCGCCGUCAGCGGAAUUUCUUGGUCCUGUCAACGAACCUGGAAAUGAAUCCCGAGAGACGGAGCCAAGUCCGUCUAAUCUUCCAGAUACUGAUUCGUUGAAAGGCAUGGAGGAUUGUGACGUGACGAUAUCUGACCAAUCUCCCGCCAUGGCCAUCAUCGAAGGCGAGGAUUUGACAUGGCCGCCGCCUCUGGGUGAAACCGCGGUGGAUGGAGAGAAAUCAAAGUUGGUUGGAGCGGCCGCCGAUGCCCGGUCCAAGAAACGCCCAACGAAAUCAACUAAAACGAGCCCGAAGGCUGCGUGGGGAAGGCUUCUUUCUCAGUGUUCGCAGAAUCGACAUUUGUCCUUGUGCAGUUCUCAAUUCACUGUUGGUCAUGGCCGUCAAUGCAAUUUAUGGCUUAAUGAUCCAGCUGUCAGUAAUGUUUUGUGCAAGCUGAAGCUCACCAAGCAUGGAGGUUCGUCUGUUGGAUUACUGGAAAUCACAGGGGAUAAAGGUGCCGUCCAAGUUAAUGGCAGGAAUUACAAAAAAAAUUCCUGCCUGAUCCUGAACGCAGGUGAUGAGGUGGUCUUCAAUUCUGACAAGAAUGCUUAUAUAUUUCAGCAGCUCACGAAUAAUAAUGUCACUACUGCUGGGGUACCUUGUUCUAAUGCUGAGGUUUCAUUGCAGCCUCCUGGCCAUGGGGUUGAUACUGCUGACAAGGAGAAUACCACCAAUAAUGGCAAUCCAGCUGAAGUUUCUGCUGAUAAAACUAUUUAUGCAUCCUCUGCCGCUGCCAAUGAAAAUUGUAAUCUUGACAGCAUGAAAGUGGAGGAUGGGAUGUUGACAGGGGCCCCUCAUGAGUUAAGGCCUUUGUUGUGCAAGCUUGCUGGCCUGUGCACUGAAUUCAACUUGAAUGAUGGAUUUUCCAAAAUAUCUGAACAAGGAGAAUCAGUAGAACUCUUCAAGGAUGUUGAUCCUCAAACUAAAUUAGUUUCCAUCAGGCAGCAAGCAUUCAAAAACAUCUUACAACAAGGAAUUCUCAAUCCUGAUAAUAUUGAUGUGUCAUUUGAAAACUUCCCAUAUUAUAUAAGUGAUGCUACAAAAAGUGUUUUGAUUACUUCUAUGUACAUUCACUUGAAGCGAAAUGGUUUCACAAAGUCUGCUUCAAGCCUACCUUCACUGUGCCCCCGAAUAUUGUUAUCUGGUCCUGCAGGUUCGGAAAUUUAUCAGGAAACCUUGUCCAAGGCACUUGCAAAGCAUUUUGGUGCUAGGCUAUUGAUUGUGGAUUCUUUUACCCUACCUGGUGGAACACCGUCAAAGGAUUCUGAUUCUAUUAAACAAGGUUUAAAGCCUGCAAAAGCGUAUGUGCUUGCAAAACACGCAGCGCAGAUUGCCAAAUUACAGCAUAAGAAACCAACUUCAAGUGUCGAUGCUGAUCUUAUCAAUGGAUCCUCGUUAAGUUCUCAGGUUAAGCUGAAGCAGGAGGUAUCUACUGCAUCAUCCAAAGGUCCUAUGCUUAAAACAGGUGACCGAGUAAAAUUUGUUGGUAACCUUCCCUCUGCAGUCUCAUUAUUACAAAAUUAUCCUUCUAGGGGACCUAGGUAUGGCUCCCGGGGCAAAGUUCUUCUUGCUUUUGAAGAAAAUGAAUCUUCAAAAAUUGGGGUUAGAUUCGACAAACCAAUUCCAGAUGGAAAUGAUCUUGGAGGCCUAUGUGAAGAUGAUCGUGGUUUUUUUUGUUCUGCUAAUCAUUUGCUACGGGUAGAUAGCUCUGGAGGGGAUGACACUAACAAGCUUGCUAUUAAUGAAAUCUUUGAGGUUGUUUUUGAUCAGAGUAGAAGUGGUGGGUUGGUGUUGUUCUUGAAGGAUAUAGAGAAGGCUGUGAUUGGGAACUUAGAAGUCUUAAAAAGCAGGCUUGAAAGUUUGCCACGAAAUGUAGUUGUAAUUGGCUCACAUACUCAGCUGGACAAUCAUAAGGACAAGACGCAGCCUGGUAGCCUUCUGUUCACAAAAUUUGGGAGUGCUCAGGCAGCAUUGCUUGAUCUUGCUUUCCCGGAUAACUUUAGCAGAUUGCAUGAUAGGAGCAAGGAAAACCCAAAAGUGAUGAAGCAACUUGGCCGCCUUUUCCCCAACAAAGUAUCAAUACAGCCGCCUCAGGAUGAGGGCUUGCUUUCUUAUUGGAAGCAGCAAUUAGAACAUGACAUUGAAACUAUGAAAGCUCAAUCAAAUAUUGUCAGCAUUCGCACAGUUCUCGACAAGAUUGGAUUUAUUUGCCCUGAUCUUGAAAAUCUUUGCAUUAAAGAUCAAGCACUACCACCUGACAGUGUGGAGAAAGUUGUUGGCUGGGCAUUAAGUUACCAGCUAAUGCAUUCAUCUGAAGAUUUAACUGAAGAUUGUAAGAUUGUGUUGUCUACUGAAAGCAUUAAGUAUGGGCUGAAUAUUCUACAGGACAUACAAGGAGCAAGUAAGAACUUAAAGAAAUCACUGAAGGAUGUGAUUACUGAGAAUGAAUUUGAGAAAAAAUUGCUAGCUGAUGUUAUUCCUCCACGUGAUAUUGGGGUCAAAUUUGAUGAUAUUGGAGCUUUAGAAAAUGUGAAGGACGCCUUAAAUGAAUUGGUCAUGCUUCCCCUUCAGAGGCCUGAAUUGUUUUCCAAAGGACAGUUGACAAAGCCUUGCAAGGGAAUAUUGCUUUUUGGGCCCCCUGGUGUUGGAAAAACAAUGCUCGCAAAGGCUGUAGCUACUGAGGCUGGAGCGAAUUUCAUCAACAUCUCAAUGUCCAGCAUUACCUCAAAGUGGUUUGGUGAAGGAGAGAAGUAUGUCAAAGCAGUAUUUUCUCUGGCAAGCAAAAUUGCUCCGAGUGUUAUUUUUGUUGAUGAGGUUGAUAGCAUGUUAGGAAGACGUGAAAAUCCUGGUGAGCAUGAGGCUAUGCGUAAAAUGAAGAAUGAAUUCAUGGUGAAUUGGGAUGGUCUAUGCACAAAAGACAAUGAGCGCAUACUAGUACUUGCUGCUACAAAUAGACCUUUUGAUCUUGAUGAUGCUGUUAUUAGGAGGCUUCCACGGAGAUUGAUGGUCAGUUUGCCAGACGCUCCGAACAGAGAAAAAAUUCUUAAAGUAAUUUUAGCAAAAGAAGAUUUGGCACCUGAUGUCGAUUUGGAGGCAAUAUCAAACAUGACUGAUGGAUAUUCUGGGAGUGACCUAAAGAAUCUCUGUGUCGCAGCAGCUCACUGUCCAAUAAGAGAGAUAUUGAAGAAGGAAAAGAAGGAGAGAAGUUUGGCGCUGGCUGAGAGCAGACCUUUACCUCCAUUGUAUGGCAGUACUGACAUUCGGCCCUUAAAGAUGGAGGAUUUUAGAUAUGCACAUGAGCAGGUGUGCGCAAGCGUGUCGUCAGAGUCAGCAAAUAUGAACGAGCUGCUCCAAUGGAAUGAGCUCUACGGGGAAGGUGGAUCCAGAAAAACGAGAUCGUUGAGCUAUUUUAUGUAAAUCUGUGUAUAGCAUCAUCUUUUCUUUGCUUAGGCUAUCUAUAGCCUUAUUUGGUGUGAAAAGUUUAGUGACCCGUUAAAUUCAAUCACGGGAAUUCCUUCUUCGAGCUUGCCCCGACAUCACUACUUACUUAGCUGCCAUCCUCACUGCCAAAUUUUGGAUACCCUGUUAGAAAUAUAUAGAAUUUCACUAGCCAUAAGUUAAAUUAGGGCUUGUCCUUUCUCUCCCUGGAUCCUUUGGGCUGUCCUGUUCUGAGCUUGUGAUUGUAAAUAUCAAGUUAGCUAAGAUAAUUAAGUCGAUCUAUUCCCCAGACUAACGCCAUAUACUCAAGAUGUGUCUUGUACUCUGGUGUUCGAAGAGUAAGUAAGAUUUCGCCGCACA